Molecule: messenger RNA, 1590 nt
Organism: Indicator indicator
Lineage: Eukaryota; Metazoa; Chordata; Aves; Piciformes; Indicatoridae
Gene: ZNF410
Product: zinc finger protein 410
Exons: 9
Coding region: 1-1338 (445 amino acids)
Biological process (GO): regulation of transcription by RNA polymerase II
Cellular component (GO): transcription regulator complex; PcG protein complex
Molecular function (GO): RNA polymerase II cis-regulatory region sequence-specific DNA binding; DNA-binding transcription factor activity, RNA polymerase II-specific
Source: RefSeq, a predicted model, not a curated record
AUGUUAUCGGAUGAGUUAGAAUCCAAACCUGAGCUGCUGGUUCAGUUUGUUCAGAACACUUCUAUUCCACUGGGGCAAGGGCUGGUGGAAUCAGAGCCAAAAGACAUCACCUGUCUUUCUCUCCUUCCUGUUACUGAGACCUCAGAAUGCAACAGACUCAUGUUGCCAGAUGAUGAAAGAGAUCUCACUUCUCCAAGUCACACUAAUUCUUCCAAAGAUAUUUCUUCAUCUGCUGUCUUGAGAAGUCUUCAGGUAAAUGUGGGCCCUGAUGGAGAAGAAACAAGGGCACAGAAUGUACAGAAAUCACCUGAACUUCUGUCAACUCCAGAGACUUCCAGUUUAUUGCAAGACCUCCAGCCCAGUGACAGCACUUCAUUUAUUCUUCUCAAUCUAACAAGAGCAGGGCUGGGGUCUCCAGCAGAGCACUUGGUGUUUGUUCAAGAUGAAGCAGAAGAUUCUGGGAAUGACUUUCUCUCUCAUGAUAGCACAGACAGCAGUACUCCAUGGUUCCUGCGAGUGCAAGAAUUGGCCCAUGACAGUUUGAUUGCUGCCACUCGGGCACAGCUUGCUAAGAAUGCCAAAGCAAGCAAUAAUGGUGAAAAUGUUCAUCUUUGCUCAGGAGAUGGGCAGCAGAAAGACUCUAGCCCCAUUCCUCAUUUAUCUCGUGUGGAAAGGAAGCUGAAGUGCACAGUUGAGGGCUGUGACCGGACAUUUGUGUGGCCAGCUCACUUCAAGUAUCACCUGAAAACACAUCGGAACGACCGCUCCUUCACCUGCCCAGCAGAAGGCUGUGGAAAAAGUUUCUACGUCUUGCAGAGGCUGAAGGUGCACAUGAGAACUCACAAUGGUGAAAAACCCUUUGUGUGCACAGAACUGGGCUGUGGGAAACAGUUCACGACCGCUGGAAAUCUGAAGAACCACCUCCGAAUUCACACUGGGGAAAAACCCUUUCUGUGUGAGGCACAGGGAUGCGGUCGCUCCUUUGCUGAAUACUCCAGCCUUCGGAAACAUUUGGUUGUCCACUCAGGAGUGAAGCCCCAUCAGUGCCAAAUUUGUGGGAAGACAUUUUCCCAGAGUGGUAGCAGAAACGUGCAUAUGAGGAAACAUCACUCCCGAGUUGGAACAGCUGGCAGCAGGGAGCGAGAACAGCCAGAAUCACUGAUGGGCAGCAGUUUGCUGGAAGAAUCUACAGUGCAUAGUAAGAAUCUCAUCUCCAUGAACUCUCAGCCCAGCCUUGGUGUUGAGUCUCUGCACCUGCCAGAUACUGAGUCUAUUAUUGGAGUAGAGGAGGGUGAGACCAGCUGCUCUUUUUUCCGCCCUCUUAUAUGUGGUGACUGAAGUGGGAUCUAUUAUUCCUCCUAGAGGCUCACUGUGUUGCAGUGGAACGAGUGAACAUUGCUUUUACUGUGCAGAGCAGGUGGGUAGAUGGAGAGUGAAUCAUAAAACUGGAGUUGGAGAAGACCUACCGGACCAAGUUUGUCUCUCACAGAGCUUAGAAGGUGAAGUCUGCUGCUUAGGUGUCAUUUAGCCCACGUUGUGGAAUGCCAUUUCAAAACUCUUUAUGCAGUCCAUUCUCCUAAAGCCUGAAGU